GUGUAUUUGUUCUACAGUGUUAACUCGAUAGCAUGCGUUGGGUAACCCCAAAGCUGUUGUCUCCUUUGAUGUACUUGGAAUACAAAUCAAAAGAACAGCUCCUCCUACCGCCGCCAGACGUCGUCGACGAAUCCCCUGCUUGGAAGACAUGGACGCCGCAGGGUUGGACUCGGAAGGGCGAGGGUUCGCGAGCGCGAGGGAGAUGUGGAGAGAAGAGAUCGGCAUCGGAGAGGAAGGGGAGGAAGCGGAGAACGGCGCCCCCUGCAAACGCCGUGACUGGUAUCAGAAAGGCAUCGCCUACUGGGAGGGAGUGGAGGCCUCUGUGGAUGGUGUCUUGGGAGGGUACGGGCACGUCGACGACGCCGACGUCAAGGGAAGCGAGGCCUUUCUUAAACCCCUCUUGCUCGACCGCUUUGGAAGCGGCGCACGCCAUCCUGUGGCUCUUGAUUGUGGUUCUGGCAUCGGAAGGGUCACCAAGAAUCUUCUUUUGAGAUAUUUUAAUGAGGUUGACCUUGUUGAGCCAGUAUCACAUUUUCUUGAAGCUGCUCGUGAGAAGUUAGCUACUGAUAAAGAUAAUUCUGAUCACAAAGCUAUCAAUUUUUAUUGUGUCCCUCUACAGGAAUUCACUCCAGAAGCUGGAAGAUAUGAUGUUAUAUGGAUCCAAUGGUGUAUAGGACAACUCACAGAUGAUGACUUUCUCUUGUUUUUCAAGAGAGCAAAGGUUGGCCUUAAACCAAAUGGAUUUUUUGUAGUGAAGGAGAACACUGCAAGAAGUGGAUUUGUGUUAGAUAAGGAGGACAACAGCAUCACAAGAUCCGAUUCAUACUUCAAAGAGCUUUUCAAGCAGUGUGGACUUCAUCUUUAUCGCACAAAGGAUCAGAAGGGAUUUCCUGAAGAGUUAUUUCCCGUUAAGAUGUAUGCGCUGGUAACUGAUAGGCGACAAGGUUCCAACAAUGGCAGAGGCAAGACUCGACAACACAAGCCUGCUGUCAUCAAGUCAUGAAAUCUCUCGAGGACCCGUCACCAAUACCUGGAUGCGAUCUCGCUCGUUUUUCUUUAGUUUUUGUCGUCUCUAAGAGAAUGGAUUACCUUUUCAUGUGUUGUCAUGUUGUAGAACAUCAUGGUUAUCAUCUCUAUCUUCUCACCAUGAUUUGUACUAAUACAAAAGAAGGCAUAAAGAACAUAGGGAAUUCAAGCCCAGAUGAUGACACCACUUCAGUCA
This is a messenger RNA of Musa acuminata AAA Group (dessert banana), 1222 nucleotides long. RefSeq names its product alpha N-terminal protein methyltransferase 1. NCBI's taxonomy places the organism in Eukaryota, Viridiplantae, Streptophyta, Magnoliopsida, Zingiberales, Musaceae. The record is from RefSeq and is a predicted model, not a curated record. Bases 149 to 1003 code for a protein of 284 amino acids. Gene Ontology annotation, cellular component: cytoplasm. Gene Ontology annotation, biological process: N-terminal protein amino acid methylation. Gene Ontology annotation, molecular function: methyltransferase activity. The transcript has 8 exons.